ACUAGACGCUCUUCGUCCACAUCUUCGUGCGUCUGAAGUCGCAUUUGUGGUCUCAGUUUCAGUUUCAGUUAAGCUUUUCGCCCCAUCAGCAGGCCAGAUUCGUGAGCGACAUUUUCGAGUCAGCGGCUUAUAAGUCCGGGCGGCCAGUGAUUAGCAUUUAGUCGAAUUUUGAUUGCCAAGGGUCCAAGUGCCUCAGAGACAUCUCAAUCGCAAUCUCAAUCCCAACUCCAACGGAAAUGCGUGUCUUUAUUGUUUCUUGCCUUCUGGGCCUGACGGUGGCCGCGCCCCAAGGAUACAGCUACAGUCAAGUCCAACAGCAGCAGCCAUCAGCGCCCCUGCAACUGCCCGGAAUUCCCCAGAUUGCCAGCUUUGCCGAGCAGACGCUGCUCCAGCAGGCACUCCAGGCCCCCAAGGUGCAACAGGUGUUGUCCGGCGGCAGUGGCAGCUACUCCACAGCUCCCCAGCAGUACCAGCAGCAGCCGACGCAGCUAACCGGCAACUUUGCCUACAACUCCCUGCCCCAGCAACAGACCUAUCAGCCGCAACAGCAGCAGACCUACCAACCACAACAGCAGCAGCAGCACCUGGUCUCCAAGGACAUAUAUGUUCAUGUGCCACCCGUUGAGGAGCCCGAGGAGCGGUACCCGCAGCCCGUCCUUCCGCCCGCCCCUCCUCGUAAGCACUACCGCAUCGUGUUCAUCAAGGCGCCCACUCCCAGCGUCAGUAAGGCGGCUCUGCGCAUUAAGCAGGCUCCCGUGGAGGAGAAGACCAUCAUCUACGUCCUCACCAAGAAGCCCGAUCCCCUGGACCUGCAGACAGCCAUCGAGGAGAUCGCCCCCAAGCAGCCCAGCAAGCCGGAGGUCUUCUUCAUCAAAUACAAGACCCAGGAGGAAGCAGCGCAUGCGCAGCGCACCAUCCAAGCCCAAUACGACCAGCUUGGAGGAACCUCUCAGGUCUCCGAUGAAGGCGUGGCACCCGUGACUUCGGUCAUCGGUGUUCUGGACAACCCAGCUACUGGAGGCGCUGCCCUCGGGGGUCUGACGGGAGGCACCCUGCCCAACAAGUACCUGCCCGCCCAUCUGCGCACUUAGGCGAUGGAGUUUCCGAUGCCAAGCCAAAAGGACUGCCGUAUCUUUAAGUUUCCAGUUGUUGUAUAUAUUUAGAUAAAUUAACUUGACCCAUCCGUAUC
Drosophila ananassae is the source of this 1189-nucleotide messenger RNA. RefSeq lists its product as uncharacterized. The transcript has 3 exons. Lineage: Eukaryota; Metazoa; Arthropoda; Insecta; Diptera; Drosophilidae. The coding region runs from base 237 to 1091 and encodes 284 amino acids. The record is from RefSeq and is a predicted model, not a curated record.